Cryptomeria japonica (Japanese cedar) is the source of this 1959-nucleotide messenger RNA. RefSeq names its product G-type lectin S-receptor-like serine/threonine-protein kinase At2g19130. Gene Ontology annotation, molecular function: protein kinase activity; ATP binding. The record is from RefSeq and is a predicted model, not a curated record. Bases 1 to 1959 code for a protein of 652 amino acids. NCBI's taxonomy places the organism in Eukaryota, Viridiplantae, Streptophyta, Pinopsida, Cupressales, Cupressaceae. The transcript has a single exon. Gene Ontology annotation, biological process: protein phosphorylation.
AUGGAAAUGCAGCUUCAAUUUCUCAUCUAUACACUUUUGUUUCUGAGAAUGGAGGCAAUGGAGGGAGUUGAUCUCAUCGGAGUUAGAGAUGAACUGGGUCUCAACCAAACCUUGACCUCUAAAAAUGGAGUCUUUAAGAUGGGUUUCUGGCGCCCUUCAGGAUUGGGAAAAUACUAUUUGAGCAUCUGGUACGCUGCCAUUCCUUUGGAUGAGAGGGCUGUAAUAUGGACAGCGCACAAUCCAUGCGCUAAAUACUUAUGCAGCCUGGAGCUCUGUCUUAACAGCGGUUUGGUUAUCCAUGGAACAACCUGGAGGAGCUCUGCAAAUAUAACAGGGGUCAAUAUCGCAAAGCUUACAGGCACAGGCAACUUGAUUGUGUUGGGAACAAAUGGAAGUACAAUUUGGGAGUCGUUUGAGCACCCAACAAAUAUUCUUGUUCCAGGCCAAAAACUGAAACCUGGGCAAAAGCUCCAUUCCUGGAGUUCUGAGACGGAACCUGAGCGUGGCUCUUAUUCAAUUCGAGUAGUGAAGGGACAAGGAAUGUUUUUCUAUUAUAAUACAUCUCCUAAAUAUGCAAUAAGAACAGAUGGGCUGCCUGGAGAUUUGUAUGGUGAGUUCCUAGAGAACAGGAGGUGCAAUCUUCUUGUUGCCCAUGGCGUCGAUCAUCGCAUUGUCGCAUUUCGUGACAUUCUCAAUACAGCAGAUGCCUCCGCGCCCGCCAGGAUACAUUUUGAUAUUUUAGGAGAUCUUAAGCUUGAGAUCUGGAACAAUGAUUCGUGGGUUUAUUCCUGGAAUCAAACAUUAAUUAUUUCUCCUGAGAGAAAAUCCCCUGCCCCUGCCCCUUCCCCUGUUCCUCACUCUGCAGCUCCCCCACCGGGCAAGAGCAAAGGGGCAUCACAACGAUUUCUCAUUCCCACCAUAAUCUGUAUUGUGGGUUUUUGUGCAGUGAUUAUAGUUUUAUGGUCCGUGUGGAGGAAAUGCAGAACAAGAUUGAAGGGCUUAAGAAAUGUUGGAUCUGCUGCUCCUACCAGGUUUGAUUACAAGUUUCUGAAAAUGGCCACAGAUAAUUUCAAAGAGGAACUCGGACGCGGCGGCUUCGGCUCCGUUUACAAAGGCAUUCUGGAAGACAACAAUCUUGUUGCUGUGAAGAAACUGGACUGCUCAGGCCACUGCGAACAGGGAUUUGAAAAUGAGGUAAUGUCCAUUGGCUCCAUUCAUCACCUAAACCUGGUUCGCCUCAUAGGCUUCUGCACAGAGGGAAAAGACCGGAGACUGUUAGUGUACGAGUACAUGGAGAAUGGGUCUCUCGACAAACACCUUUUCGACAGAAGAUCUAUUCUUCCAUGGCAUGCACGCUUCAAAAUUGCUCUUGGGGUCGCCAAAGGCCUGGCAUACUGUCACGACCAAUGCAGAGCCCGAAUUGUGCACUGUGAUUUGAAGCCCCACAAUAUCCUUCUCGAUUCCCAGAUGGAACCCAAAAUAUCAGACUUUGGUCUGGCGAAGGUCAUGGGCAGAGAUCAGAGCGGCACUCUUACCAUUUUCAGAGGUACCAGAGGAUAUUGUGCUCCAGAAUGGCUGCGAGACGUGCCCAUUACUGUGAAAGCAGAUGUCUAUAGCUAUGGUCAGAUGUUGUUUGAGCUCAUUAGCGGGAGAAGGAACUUGAUAACGGAACUCAGCCCUGAAAGACAGUACUAUCCUUGCUGGUCUUUCAAUCAAUUAAGGGAAGGCAACGCAGCGGGUGUAGCGGAUGCAAACCUGGGCAGUUCUGUUGAUGUUAAUCAAGUGGAGCUGCUCUUCAAAGUGGCUUUCUGGUGCAUUCAGGGCGACUGUAAUAUCAGGCCUUCCAUGGCACAAGUGGUGCAAAUGAUACAAGGAUCUAUGCACGUAGAAAUGCCUCCGCGUCCAAAGAAUCUUUUGUUUCAGGUGAAUCUUCUAUUCACCAGUGAUCCCAGCUCCUGA